UUUUUUCAACUCGUCAUAUUUUUAUACACUGCACCCGAAAAGUAAAAAGGGUAUAUUUGGUUUGUGAAAAGUGAGUGGGAAAGGAAGCAUCUCCAUGAUGAGGCGAAUCGACGUGGCACAGCUACAGAUAAUGCACAGCCUAAGCACAAGUGAUAUUUAUAUGUUGGACUUGGACAUUAAUUGUCAAGAAAGAAUUUUUGAUUAUUUAACUUCUGGUGACUGCAUACAUACACCGCAGACUUGUUUGCACUGCGUCAAAGCUUUUCAAGAUUUGUCGGCCAUGAACGAUGGCAAAAUUCGAAUUGAUGGCUCAUCGGAAUAUUUUAAAUCGCAAUUUCUAUUGUUUUGCAUUGGAUGCGAGUUCAUAAAAGACCUAUUUAUCGAUAUCGGUGACUUAAGCCAUUUCUUAAAAUCUCUAAGCUGCAGCGAAAGGAAUUCGUUCUUUGCAAGUUUAAGCAAGAAAUUGAAAAGCAUGAACAAUUUGGAGCAAGUGCAAUUUUUUCUGUUCGGCGAAUUACAUAAGACAUGGAAUAUGGAACUCUUCGAAGAAAGUUUAUUAUCAUUAAAGGAGUUGCCAAAGCUAAGGAGUGUGAUAAUUGAUGUUGACGGCUGUUCAGUAAAAAAUAUACUCCAUUUGAAAAGACUCGAAAAAAUAACAUUCAGGCAUAAGGUUAGCCUGUACGACCUAAUAGGUUGUUGCAAGGCUAACAAAAACUUGCAAGCCCUGCAUGUUAAUAAAUUGAUGAUCUUGGCCCAGACCCAGCUGACAGAUAUUAUUGCGUACUGCAACAAACUGGAGGAGUUACACUUUGAGGCCGAAGGUACUGAUUAUGCUGACUUGGCACGGCUUCCAAAUCUGAAGAAACUGGUGGUUUCAGCUACUUCGUGUGGCUCCCUUUUUGAACUAUUCAAAGCUCUGGGUAAAGCUCAACAGCUGCAAUAUCUGCCGAUAAUCGGCAAAGUUUCUCCAGACGACAUUGAGGAAAUUGUGGGCAUAAAGUCUUUAAGACAUCUAAGCUGCUGUUUCUCAGAUAUGCAAUGCAUUGAGCAGCUGUCAAGUUUGACUGAACUUGAAGUACUUGAAAUAAAUAUUGACAAAUGUGAUAUCAUUCCUCCUGCCUUACUAAAUGUGCUUAAAGCGUGCAAGCUAUUACGUGUUCUUUUUAUUCAAGGCCCAGUCUGGGUAAAGGAUUUUCUGAAUAGUGCUCGAGAAGUGCUGCAAGAGGUUAGAAAUCCACUUGAACAAAAACCAUUACAGGUUAAAAUCGUUGCCCUCGAUUGGUUCAUUUCAGAGCUGGAGGACAACUUUUUAGUAGCCAGUAUACAGCGACCAGCUUGUUAUGAUAAUGAUGAGUCUCCACCGCAGGGCUGCUUCAAUUUUAAAUUUAAAUUCUAAUAUAUACGUGCAGUAUAUACAUCGUUUUAUUAUAUAUUAUAUAAUCAUAUAACAUAUAAUUGGUCAGCAUAAGAUCAUAAUGGAGGGGAGCAAAUUAUUUCAUAGCAUCAUUAUAUUUUAACAA
Scaptodrosophila lebanonensis is the source of this 1520-nucleotide messenger RNA. RefSeq lists its product as uncharacterized. NCBI's taxonomy places the organism in Eukaryota, Metazoa, Arthropoda, Insecta, Diptera, Drosophilidae. Bases 95 to 1396 code for a protein of 433 amino acids. The record is from RefSeq and is a predicted model, not a curated record. The transcript has 3 exons.